AUGGAAGUCAGGCAUGACUGGCUCUCCUCAUCCCCCCAUGAGGGCUUCGAGCAGAUGAGGCUGAAGAGCAGACCCAGGGAGCCUUCCCCAAGCCUCACCAGAGUAGGUGCGAACUUCUACAGCACUGUCAAGCAGCAGGACUACAGUGCCAGUGUCUGGCUGAGGAGGAAAGACAAACUGGAGCACUCCCAGCAAAGAUGCAUUGUGAUCUUUGCACUGGUAUGCUGCUUUGCAAUUCUGGUUGCACUGAUAUUUUCGGCAGUGGAUAUUAUGGGAGAAGAUGAGGAUGGACUCUCAGAAAAGAACUGUCAAAAUAACUGUCGGGUUGCUCUUGUGGAAAAUAUUCCUGAAGGGAUCAACUAUUCAGACAGUGCACCAUCCCAUUUGUCUCUUUUCCAAGGCUGGAUGAAUUUGCUUAAUAUGGCUGAAAAGUCUGUUGACAUAGUAUCUUCCCAGUGGGACCUCAAUCACAGUCAUCCAUCAGCAUGCCAGGGUCAGCGUCUUUUUGAAAAACUGCUUGAACUGGCGUCCCGAAAUAUUGAGAUAAAGCUAGUGAGCGAUAAACUGCCCGUGGAAUCCAAGGUAUUAAACGACUUGAAAACAAAGGGUGCUGAAGUGUUGUAUAUGAACAUGUCAGCAUAUAAUGAAGGUCGGCUUCAGUCAUCGUUCUGGAUUGUUGAUAAACAGCACGUAUACAUUGGAAGUGCCAGCCUAGACUGGAGAUCACUGGGACAGAUGAAGGAACUUGGUGUCAUCGUAUACAACUGUAGCUGCCUGGUCCUGGAUUUACAAAGGAUAUUUGCCUUGUAUAGCUCAUUAAGAUAUAAGAAUAAAAUACCUCCGAGUUGGUCUAAGAGACUCUAUGGAGUGUACGAUACUCAAAAUAAACUGACGCUGCAGCUGAAUGAGACAAAAUCGGAAGCUUUUGUGUCGAACUCACCUAAACUCUUCUGCCCCAAGGACAGAGUCCUGGAUAUUGAAGCUAUCUACAGUGUUAUUGACGAUGCCAAACAGUUUGUGUACAUUGCUGUCAUGGACUACUUGCCCAUUGUCAUUGACACCAAUGCUAAACGGUACUGGCCAUAUUUAGAUGGGAAGAUAAGAGAAGCAUUAGUUUUACGAAGUAUUAAAGUACGACUUCUCAUCAGUUUCUCAAGAGACACAGAUCCCCUUACUUUUAACUUUGUUUCAUCUCUGAAAGCUAUUUGCACUGAAGUUCCAAGCUGUAGUUUGAAAGUUAAAUUCUUUGACCUUGAGGAGGAGAGUGCCUGCUUUCUUAAAGAACAGAAGAACACUUCCCUUCCCAAAUUGAAUCGUAACAAAUACAUGGUGACUGAUGGAGCUGCGUAUAUUGGUAAUUUUGAUUGGGUAGGAAAUGCUUUUACGCAGAAUGCUGGAGCUGGCCUUGUUAUCAACCAAGCAGACGCGGGGAACAGCACAAGCAUCAUUAAACAACUCAAGGCUGUUUUUGAAAGGGACUGGUAUUCACAUUAUGCCAAAAGUUUACAACCAACAAAAAUCCCAAACUGCUUUAACCACAAACUCAAUAAAGGAGCUUCAAAUAAGACUUCCAUGAGCAAUGUGAAUUAGAAAGACUAUUUUACCAUUUAGUAUGGCAAUGAAGAAUUACGUUGGGGUGUAGCCUUCUUUCAUAUUUACAGACAAAAGACUUAAAGAAAAAGCAAAAAAAAAAAAAGUUUGGUUUGGGGGUAUUUUUAGAAAAAAGCACACUUAUAUUAAAUCUGUCUAACCUAUAUUCUCUAUAUGAAUUAAGACUUUCAAAUUUGUUACUUCUGACACUGAAUGUCAUUUCUGCUUCCAUGUAAAUUUUAAUGUUCCACAUUUGAAUUUAUCAGCAUGUGUCAAUGUUUCUGUUUUAGGACUUUCCCCAAUUGCCAACCUGGCUAGAGCAAACCUUGAGGCAAAAUGAAGAUUCAAGCUAUGAAAUGGCAUUCUAAGAUCAGUUAUUGACAUACAGAUAGAUGGUAGGUUUACUGUAGUAGAAAAUGUAAAGGAAUAAGCGAAGUUUCACCCAUAUAAAUAAUUCCUGUUGAAUAACUACCUUGUCUUAAGAAUACUUACUAGUUUUGAUCAUUUGCUUUGAAUAUCACUAUUCCAUGUCUUCUAACUAGCCUUAAAAUACAUUGGAGUUACAGGACUGGUACUUCUUUCAUCUCCUAACAGUAUGAGAAAUUUUUGAGGGGCUGGGGUUGGCCUCAUCGAGUUUGUCACAUUCCCUAAAGCCUCUCAGAUUUUUUAUCAAAGUACUGUGGGUUCCUUUCAACAGAAUAGUUAUUUCCAAUUACAUGCAUUUUAUCUAACAGUGAAAAUCUCUAGGUUAAUAGCUAAAACCUAGAACUGAUUUUUUUUAUGUUUUUGUAAUCUGAAGAAAAUUUCUUCCCCAAGUUAAAUAUUUAUCAUGUGUGAGUCAGCAGAUAUGUGAUGACUCAUUAUUAAACGAAUGCACAUCUCAAAAUCAAAUACUGCUUUUUAGAAAGGCCAAGGGUUAUGCAAAAUCAUGCAAUAAUUGUUGUUAAAUGAUCAUACAGUAAUGUUGUUGAUUUUUGCACCUGAAGAAUUUGCU
Messenger RNA from Vidua macroura (Pin-tailed whydah), 2584 nucleotides. RefSeq names its product phospholipase D family member 5 (gene PLD5). Lineage: Eukaryota; Metazoa; Chordata; Aves; Passeriformes; Viduidae. Gene Ontology annotation, molecular function: catalytic activity. The coding region runs from base 1 to 1590 and encodes 529 amino acids. The record is from RefSeq and is a predicted model, not a curated record. The transcript is spliced from 10 exons.